Ambispora gerdemannii is the source of this 429-nucleotide messenger RNA. NCBI's taxonomy places the organism in Eukaryota, Fungi, Glomeromycota, Glomeromycetes, Archaeosporales, Ambisporaceae. The record is from the annotation of a GenBank genome assembly.
AUGUCUCAGGCCGGAACAACCAAAGUUUUUCACAACGAAGCAGAUUUUCUUCCAAUUAUUUAUGAAGCAAAUUUCACUGUUGACCUUGAGAUAUUUGAUGAUUUUUCAAACUGGCUACAGGAUCAUUUGCGUCAAACGAUAAAUGAUAAUCCCGGGUUUCGAGAUGCAGAGGUUUUCGAGCGACAACCAGGAAGCGACGAAGGAGACAUAUCCAUAAAACAUCCGGAUCGUGUACAUCGAUAUAUCACAGUAUUCUUUGAAGUUGAUAAUAGGGAUAGUAUUGAUCGUUAUUUGGCUGAAGCCCCUAAAAUCCAAGAAACACUCAGAGAAAAAUUCAAUCAAAAAAACGCGUUGGUUAUUUCUUCUCGUCGUAUUUUAUACCCUGUGUCGUUAUGGGCGAAGGCUAAUACUGUUGGUGGAAAGAAAUAA